UCGAUUUGUCAGACUUGUCAUUUCCUUUCGUACGUGUGAAAUUGUAUUAUAAAUAUUCGGAAGCUACGGAAAGUUUGCAGAUUUCUUGGACCAUGAAUCGCCAUCGGUAUGACAACGAUACUACGGUCUUUAGCCCUCAGGGGCGAAUAUUCCAGGUGGAGUAUGCCAUGGAGGCAGUGAAGAAAGGCGAGGUCACCGUGGGACUAAAGAACAAGGACUUCACAGUGCUGACUUCACUCUACGAGCCAUCGGAUGAAGGGUCCAUGCAGCGAAAGAUUAUACCAGUGCAUUUGCAGCUGGGCAUGACCUUUGCGGGUGUGGCUCCAGAUGCCAAAACACUCUGCCGCUAUAUGCUGACCCAGGCCUUAACCUAUCGCUAUUCGUACAUCGGUGAAAUGCCAGUGCACCGACUGAUGAUCAAUCUGGGCAACAAGAUGCAAGCCUACACCAACCGCUACGAUCGUCGUCCCUUUGGGGCUGGCCUCUUGGUGGCGGGCUAUGAUGAACAGGGCUCACACCUCUACCAGAUAAUGCCAUCGGCCACUGUCACCAAAUGCCUGGCCACUGCGAUUGGGUCGCGUUCGCAGAUUGCUCGCAACUACCUGGAGCUUCACACGCAAGACUUUGAGGGCUGCUCGAAGGACGACCUAAUUUGCCACGGCAUUCAGGCCAUUCGUGAACCGCUGGGCAACGAGAAUAACCUCAAGAUACAAGUGGCCAUCGUGGGCAAAGACGUUCAAUUCAAAGUGUUCAGCGAGGAAGAGACGCAAAAGUAUCUCGAAACGGCAAAGCGCAUGGCAGCCAACUUUGAGCCAGCAGCUACAGACGAUCUCUUAAGCCAGGGAUCAAGUGAUAAUAUUACUUAAUCGAAGACAACAUUAACUCGCAACGAAACUUACUAAAUAUACAAAAAACUUGUUUUGUUGAUCAUCAAAAAAUUGUUAUGCCUUGAUACAAAUAAAAUGACUUCA
This is a messenger RNA of Drosophila obscura, 971 nucleotides long. Its product is annotated as proteasome subunit alpha type-1-like. Lineage: Eukaryota; Metazoa; Arthropoda; Insecta; Diptera; Drosophilidae. The record is from RefSeq and is a predicted model, not a curated record. Gene Ontology annotation, biological process: ubiquitin-dependent protein catabolic process. Bases 93 to 866 code for a protein of 257 amino acids. Gene Ontology annotation, cellular component: nucleus; proteasome core complex; proteasome core complex, alpha-subunit complex. The transcript has a single exon.